CUUCCUUUUCCCGAAGCCCGUCCUGCUGCUUCUGGUGGGGACCGCUGGGCAGCUGCCUUGGAGCGCCUGACGAGGGGCCCCGGCACCCGAUCCUCUCCCCCCUCGCUUCAGGACGCUCGGCCCCAGACCCGGAACGUCAGCCACGGGAAACAGCCCCGCCCUCCGAGACUCCCCGCAGAGCGGCGUCCUCACCUCAGAAGAUGGGAAAGUCCAGGAGCCCCAGCGACGAGCCCCCCGGGGCAGCCCUCGAGCGCCUCCCCAACCCCCGGUGCCGGCGCCCGCCGCAGGCCGUCUGCACCACUGCCUGAGGGGUUUCGCCUAUUUUUUUUUAAAAAUUUUUACCUCACAGGGAUUCAACCUAAGUACUUAUGCAUAUUAUGACAUAGCUUAAUUUUUUUUUAAGCCUGGCUUGACUUUUAUACUAUGUCCCCCACCUCCUGGCUGUGAGCAGGCGAAAGCUCGGGACACCUCCAAGGAGGUCCUCUCUUCGCCGAAGCUCCUAAUCGCUCCUCCCCCUCACCCCGAGCCCGCCUCUUCCGUGGGCGGGGUUACCGGUCGGCGCGGCAGGGAUCGCGCCAUUGCGCAGCCGCAGGAGGGAGGUACCACAGCGGCUGCUUCAUGGGGGGGCGCGGAGGGCACGCCGGAAGUAGCCGUGGUACGGGUCCCACCGAGGGGUACUCACCGCCGGCUGCCUCUACCCGAGCGGCGGCGAGAGCUAAGGCCCGAGGGGGUGGGCGUGGCGGCCACCGAAACACAGCCCCCUCCGUUCCCUCUUCCCGUGGAGCGGCGCCGCGUCGCUCCCCUCCACCAGCUGCCAUGAGCGAGCGCCUCCGCCCCAGGAAAAGGAGAAGAAACGGCAAUGAAGAAGAAUACCAUCUUCCCCCACAGACCAAAAGGAGUAGUAGAAACCCUGUCUUUCAGGAUUCCUGGGACACAGAGAUUGUGAGAUACUCCCUAAGCCUCCCUGAUAGUGAGAAGACUGGUCUGAAUCGGCAGAAAAUAGGAACCAAAGCGUCUUUGAAAGAGACAGUACCUGUAACGAAAAACAGUAAAGAAAACAGACUAAGAGGAAACAAAGCGUUCUGCGCGUCUUCAAGCAGUGACAGUGGAGGGAGCAGCAGCAGCAGCAGCAUCAACAGCCCAGACAGGGCCAGUGGGCCGGAAAGCUGCUUAAGCCACAUCAUUGCUGGAUCCAGCCCUAACACCCCUCAGCCCAUGCCCGAGCAGUCUGCACUGUGCCAAGGCCCUUACUUCCACAUCAACCAGACCCUGAAGGAGGCCCAUUUCCAUAGCCUACAGCACCGAGGACGGCCUCCCACAUGAUGCGCCGGCAGUUUCUUGCCUUCUAUGAAGGGACAGUGCUGUGCAGAUUUGAUAUUUCAACUUACUGUUUGUUUUAAAGAAUUGCACAAAAAAAAUGCCUGUUGGCUUCUCAGUCUAUAUUUGAAAUAACAGGUUAACAGGCGAUUGUUUACUUGUGGUUUUGCUGCACUAUUGCAAUUUCAAAGGGGCUUUGAAGCAAUUUUUUAUAGGAUUCUUUUGAGGGAGGGUAUCCAAUCCAUGUUAAGGUAGUGGUGUGAGGAAAUCUCAUCUGUGUGUUGAAUCCAUAGUAUGUCCAAUUCAGACUGAUUUCCAAAUCUGUCAAUAAGAAAUUUUACUUUAUGUAAAAGGGCCUUUUAAAAAUGCGGGAUCUUCAAUUUUUUAAAUUCAAUAAACUAGAAAAGAGUAUCUAGUUUCCAUGAAAAACAUAAGUUUUUUUCCAUAAUAUAUAAAGCUUGAUUCAGUCUUGCACUGAAGUUAACUGCCAUACUACCUCUUAGUAUGUAGAUGUUCUUAAAAGGUCCUCUCCCCUUUGUAGGAGAGCGAUCAGAUCCAGUUUAGACUGUGCAAGUGAAGCACCCUCCCUAACAACAGUCUCUUUCUUUGUUAUAUAUUUGUAUUUCCAGGGAGACUGUCUUUCAGACUCUUGCAUACCCAGAUAACUUCUGUAUCAAUAUUCCUCCAGAGUCUGCACCCCAGACUUUAGUAGAGAAAACUGCACAGUUCCAAAAGUCCAAAAAGUAUGUAAUGACUUUGUCUUACAUGAACUCAUUGAUAAUUCCACCUUAUAGUGUCAAUAAUUAAGGUGUAAUGAAUGCUGAUGUCUAAAGUAACAAGUAUCGUGAAACUAUUGGACAAAGUAGCUUAAACUUCAUGCUUAAAGUAACCCCAACAGUAACUAGAGGACCAUAUUCCAUCACUAAAACUGGAAAGACUGGUGUGGCUUAGAAACAAAUGAGCAGAGGCACCUUAGAAGAAAUAAUGUGGUAGUAUUUAUUUAGAGAAAGAUGGAUACGUUCCCAUGUUAUUUAGUCAUACUAGAGAGCCAGCCAAGUUUGAAUAAUGAAGGCACAGAUGUGUCGUCUUCCUCACUGACGAGGUGUCUGAACAAGGAGCCAGGAUGCAUCGGGUCACCUGUUCUGGAGAAUGCUGGGUUGACAACCUGCCAGGGAUGUAGAGGAAAGUGCCUUAGAGUCUACCCAAAUCCUCCUGCCUGCUCACCCUCCACUCCACUCCACUCCGAGUCCGCACAGCACACACAAGCAGAUCUGAGAAGCACGGAGAACUCUAGUAAGAGGACUUUGCUGUUUGUCAAGAUUUGAAAAGGACAUAGGGAACAGCAUAAGAUUUUAUUAUGUGACAGAACUAAAAUUUGAAAAUGAGGACUGUUCUAGGAAAAGGAUAAACAUAUGUACUUCUUUUCCAUGGUCUAUUCCUCUAUAUGGAUAGAAUUUAAAGGCCAGUUACUUGAAAUGGAAAUGUAGUGUUAUGGGAGAAAGUUACAGCACAGGCCCAUGCUUACAGAGCAUGUGGUUUUUGCCGAAGCUUUUUUUUUUUCCUACUGUCAUCUCUCCCAAAUUUUAAAACCAGAUGUUUGACAAGGAUUUUGGAUCUUAAUGGGUUUGGUGGCAGGAAAUAUAGAAAGGAUACAUUGCUGAUAUUUUAUCUAACAAUAAAGCAAACAACCAAAUACUGUAAGAAGACAAGCUGUAUGAGUCUCAAACACACAUGACACAAUUUGGAAAUACCCAGGAGGACUCCUGCAGGCUUAAUGGAUGGCAUCCUACUGAAACAAAACAUGUAUUAACAAGAAAAUGUAAAACUUGAAGAAGAAAAUUUUCUUUUAUUUCUUUCCCACCCAACUAAAAGAUGAUGGAAGAUGAAACCACCACCAAAACAAAUUUUUCUCCAAAUAAGAACAAUCAUAGUGCUGGGCUGGCAGUUAACUCUUUACCCUACUAUAUUACAAGAAAUAAUCUCCAUCCUGUCCUGCAUAUUCUCUAUAGCUCUGGCAGCCUGAGAUGCAUUUCUGUUAUAAGGCUACUUGGUAGGGUCAGUGGACAUCUUUUUUUUUGUCUUUUUGUCUUUUUGUGACCAGUAAGGGGAUCGCAACCCUUGGCUUGGUGUUGCCCGCACCGCGCUCAGCCAGUGAGCGCACCGGCCAUUCCUAUAUAGGAUCCGAACCCGCGGCGGGAGCGCCGGUGCACUCCCAAGCGCUGCACUCUCCCGAGUGCGCCAGGGGGCCGUCCCAGUGGACAUCUUUUAAAACCUACGUUAGCUCAAGCUAGUGAACCCUUGUACUUCUCUAUCGCGUCGCCAUUAAAAGCAGCAUUAGUGCACUCUGUCAUUCAGUUCUUUAUCGGUUACUUAAAAGGGAGCUGACUGGGUGGCUUGGUGGGAGACGGGGACAGAAUCAAAAGGGAUGAACCUCUUGAUGUUGGCACUGACCUGGACUUUUGUUUCGAUGUUUCUGCUCGUUGGUUUAGCCUUUCGAGUGCUUGUCAUGCUCAGUGGAAGAAGUCCAAACCUCCAAGACAAGAGGAGAGAAUUUCAGUAGCAUGAACAGGCAACUUCGGAGCCCAGCUGGAAGCCUUGGAAUCAUUUACCUUAUCUGACUUGAUGCCAGUGGCAGUAUGUUAUGGGGUUCUUGGGAGUUGAAUGUACUGCUUCGGGGGGUGGACUGAUUAUCUGUACCAGUCACCAGUCCAAACAGAACCUGGCAGACAAGAAAUGGUGCACAAUAAAAUG
Cynocephalus volans (Philippine flying lemur) is the source of this 4068-nucleotide messenger RNA. It is a transcript of the gene VCF1, whose product is annotated as VCP nuclear cofactor family member 1. The transcript has 5 exons. NCBI's taxonomy places the organism in Eukaryota, Metazoa, Chordata, Mammalia, Dermoptera, Cynocephalidae. The coding region runs from base 619 to 1323 and encodes 234 amino acids. The record is from RefSeq and is a predicted model, not a curated record.